AUGACCAGAGGCCACUCCGGCUCGCGCGGCCGCAGCACGGGCUCCGCUCGGGCUCUGGCGGCCCGCCGAGAAUGGUUAAAAUCUACCAUUAUUGUGAUGCUGUUUAUUUCUUCUUCAGUUCUGUUAAUCAUUGUUUUAUGUAGAAAGAUGGCGGAAAUUUCAGAUGUUGUUCUGUCUAGUUUAAUUGCCUUAUUCUCCAUCGUACUACUGACUGUAAAAGAACCAGUUGACUUUAAAGUGAUUGGUCCUGCCUAUCCUAUCUUGGCCAAGAUUGGAGAAGAUGCAGUACUAACCUGUCAACUCCUCCCUAAAAGAAAUGCGAUAAACAUGGAGGUGAGGUGGUACCGUUCAGAGCUCAGCACACCUGUGUUUGUAUACCGAGAUGGGGCUGUGGUGACUGAGAUGCAGAUGGAGGAGUACAGAAGCCGGGUAGAGUGGAUAGAAAACAACAUUGAUGAGGGAAAUGUGGCUUUGAAGAUUCACAACAUCCAACCAUCUGACCAUGGGCAAUACUGGUGCCAUUUCCAAGACAGAUCCUACAGUGCAGAAACAAGCUUGCAGUUGAGAGUUGCAGGUCUGGGCUCUGACCCCGACAUCCAUAUGCAGAGGAUUGUGGAAGGUAGAAUCCAGCUUGUGUGUACUUCAGAAGGUUGGUUUCCAGAGCCCCAGGUAUAUUGGAAAAAUGCCAGGGGAGAGAACAUGGAAACUUUCCUUGAGCACCACUUUCAAAAUAAUGAUGACCUCUUCUAUGUGGAAUCCACCCUUGAGGUGAGGGAUGCCUCUUUAGAGACCAUGUCCUGUGUCAUUCAUAAUCCCAUCCUCAAUGAGGAGAAGAAGUCAACUAUCUCAAUCCCAGAGAAACUCCAAACUGAACUGGCUUCCUUACAAGUGAUUGGACCUUCCCAGCCCAUCAUUGUCAGAGUGGGAGAAGAUACACAGUUAACCUGUUACCUGUUUCCCAAGACUAAUGCACAGAACAUGGAAGUGAGAUGGGUCAGAGUCCACAGACAUCCUGCUGUUUAUGUGUAUAUGGAUGGGAAUCAUGUGAUUGGAGAACAAAUGGAAGAAUACAGAGGGAGAACAGUGUUGCUGAGUGAUGACAUUGAUGAGGGGAAGGUGAUUCUCAACAUCCACAGUGCAAAGGUGUCAGAUGAUGGGCAGUACCGAUGCCUUUUUGAAAAAGAUGGUGUUUACCAGGAGGCCAGCUUGGAUUUGAAGGUAGCAGGUAUGGGUUCUUCUCCGCUGAUUACCAGGAAGGAAUUGGAACAUCGAGAAAUGGAAUUGAUAUGUUCUUCAGAUGGGUGGUUUCCUCAGCCUCAUGUGCAGUGGAGAAACAUGGAAGGAAAGGUGAUACCCUUAUUAAAUGAGGUCCUGUCUCAAGACAGUGAUGGGCUAUUCCAUGUACAGUCAUCUGUAUUGGUCAGAAAUAAAACCAUCGUGAAUGUGACCUGUUCAAUCACCAACCUCCUUCUGGGUCAAGAGAAAACAGCAGCUUUUUCUCCUUCAGAGUUCAGAAUGUCUUAUUUAUGGACGAUAUUACCUGUUUUGGCAAUACUGCUUGUUUUGGGGGCUGUAAGACUGAAAAGAAAAGAGAACUAUCAAAAAGAGGCCUUUCCUCAAAACACCACCACCAGCAGCACCACCACCAACAACCAAAACAACGAUCAUUCCUGGGAUGGAUCUUCUUUCUUUUUAGCGAAGGUGAUAUUGGAUCCAAAUACAGCUCAUCCAGAACUCAUUCUUUCAGAAGGAAACAAAUGUGUGACCCAUGGACAUGCCUGGCAGGAGCUUCCAGACCUCCCACAGAGGUUUAACUUCCUGCCAUGUGUUUUAGGCCAAGAAGGGUUCACAUCAGGGAGGUGGUACUGGGAUGUGAAUGUUGAGAACAGUACUGAUUGGUGCUUGGGUGUUGCUAGGAGUGAUGUCACGAGGAAAUGUUCCAUUUCUAUGUUACCUGAGAAUGGGUUCUGGGCAAUGGGUUGUUAUGGAAAUCAGUACUGGGCCAUCACCUCUCCUCCAAUCCAUCUGUAUCUGGCUUUGGCCCCCAAACGUGUCAGAAUUUCCCUUGACUAUGACUCUGGACAGCUCUCAUUUUAUAACAUAAACAGCAAGAGACAUAUCUAUACCUUUCCCAAGUGUUCAUUCUCUGGAAAGUUACACUCAUUUUUCCUUCUUUGGUCUCCUGAUGUCGAUUCUCCUGACAUUUUCCCUGCACUGAGGCCAUUCUCUGUCUCUUCUACAAGGAAAACAGCAAUCUUGGAUUUUGGAAACCAGAGUGGUAUUCCAAGACCCAGCUCUUUACAAUUUUCACCACUUGCUCGAAGGUGGCUGACAAGAUCAUCAGAGAAGCAAGGAGCAACAAGCAGUGAGCCCUGGCAGAAGCCGCCAGAGGAGCCGUUGUGGGACCCACAGACCAGGAGCAAGCCUGUCAGUGGGAAAUUGAGUUUUCUUAAGAACCACCACCCCAUCAGGAGCAAGCAGAAGCCGCCAGAGGAGCCAUUGUGGGACCCACCGACCAGGAGCAAGCCUAAUCCAGUUGAGGGAAGUAUCAAUCAUCAGACAGAAAAUCCUUCUGACCAGCAACAGAGUCGACUAUUUGCCAGGCUUUACCUAGAAAUCCAGGGUCAUGGAAAGCUGUUCCUAACUACAGAGUUUCCUCUAGGGAGGCCUGGUGGUCAGUCUUGCAAGCCCCUCAAGAUCAAAGAAAUCUUUGCCCCUGAUGUUGUGUCUCUGUCAGGAGAUGAAACGGAAAACUAG
Molecule: messenger RNA, 2757 nt
Organism: Elephantulus edwardii (Cape elephant shrew)
Lineage: Eukaryota; Metazoa; Chordata; Mammalia; Macroscelidea; Macroscelididae
Exons: 12
Coding region: 1-2757 (918 amino acids)
Biological process (GO): T cell receptor signaling pathway; regulation of cytokine production
Cellular component (GO): external side of plasma membrane
Molecular function (GO): signaling receptor binding
Source: RefSeq, a predicted model, not a curated record